AUGCAAGGGCUGACAAUCAGGCGGGACCCGAUACUGGCCUGGUGUGAGCGUGUGCAAGAGCUGGCUCCAACCAACGUUGCGCUGUACCCACGAUAUGAGCCAACUUCGCAAGCCCGCAAUAUAGGAGACCUCGUCAAGAGCUUCUCCAACGCCAGGGUCGAAGAUAAGCCUGUGCCCGAUGACGAGGAGAUAGAAGUUUCCGGAAGGAUAACGUCUAUCCGUUUAAGCGGCUCAAAACUGGUCUUCUUCGACAUUGUCGAAGAUCAAGUCAAGCUUCAAGUUUCGGUCUCAUACGCGGUUUUAGAGGCUUUUGGUAUAUCUUUAGACGACUUCAAACGGCAGUGUCGUCUGGUCCGACGCGGAGACUACAUCUCAAUCAAAAGUGGACCGCCAUUCCGCAGCAAGUCGGGCCAGAUCACUGUCAAAGCAUCCAGCUUACCGACUCUGCUCACGCCAUGUCUACAGCGCUUUCCAGUCGAGCAACCAGGUUUCGCGACGACCGAACUCUCCGAGACAAACUACGUCCCGCGAAAUGUCGAAAUGCUCACAGAUCCUGAAGUCGUUGCGACUCUCAAAGCUCGUUCAGUUCUCAUCCGCACCUUGCGCAACUUCUUCGAGCAGCUCAACUUCAUCGAAGUCACCACUCCCAUCCUAUCGGCAGCGGCAGGAGGCGCAACGGCAAAGCCCUUCGAGACGACAUCCAUGGAGUUUUCUGACCGAAAACUGAGCCUGCGCAUUGCCCCCGAGUUAUGGCUGAAGCGUCUGAUCAUUGGCGGCAUGGACAGAAUCUUCGAGAUUGGACCGAGCUUCAGGAACGAAGGUCUCGACAGAACACACAAUCCGGAAUUCUACACCUGCGAGUUCUAUGCGGUUCGCCAUGACCUGCCACAGCUCAUGACCUAUACUGAGGCAUUGCUAGCCUCUAUAGCCACGGCGAUGGAAACAGUAUCCGGUCACUACGACUUGGAUAAGCCACGGCUCCUUCUCAAAGACGUUCAACAAUCGUUCCAGCAAUACGAUUUCAUCCUGUCUCUCAACGCCGCUCUAGGCGUUGAUUUGCCUAAUCUGUCAUCACCGCAAGCACAAGGCGACCUCCUUGAGAUUCUGAAGUCGAAAGACAUCCCUAUCCCGUGCAAUCCCACUGUCCCCCGGCUCCUUGACAAGCUAGGGGCUAUCUACAUAGAGCCCGAGUCGGAGGCGCAACCUAUCUGGAUCACCAACAUUCCCGAAUGCCUUUCGCCACUCGCCAAAUCCUACAUUCACCCGACCGCUCCGAACAGUCAGCCUGUUGCAGCGAGGGCAGAAUUGUUCAUUCAAGGCAAAGAGGUGGUCAACUGCUACGAGGAGGAGAACAGCCCCUCUGAACAGCGCAGGAAAUUUGUGGAUCAGCAACGCCUUGCACGACAGAACAACCUAGUAGAUGAAGAAGCCAUGAAAGUCGACGAGGACUAUCUCGAGGCACUGGAAUGGGGUCUCCCGCCUACGGGUGGCUGGGGUUGUGGAAUUGAUAGACUUGUCAUGUUGUUCACCGGCAUGGAGAGGAUUGGCGACGUCUUGAGCUUUGGCAGUCUGAGAGCAGUCACAAGAGGAGCGGAGAAAAGAAGAUCAUGA
Exophiala viscosa is the source of this 1611-nucleotide messenger RNA. RefSeq lists its product as uncharacterized. The coding region runs from base 1 to 1611 and encodes 536 amino acids. The record is from RefSeq and is a predicted model, not a curated record. Gene Ontology annotation, molecular function: tRNA binding; lysine-tRNA ligase activity; ATP binding. The transcript has 4 exons. Lineage: Eukaryota; Fungi; Ascomycota; Eurotiomycetes; Chaetothyriales; Herpotrichiellaceae. Gene Ontology annotation, cellular component: cytoplasm; mitochondrion. Gene Ontology annotation, biological process: mitochondrial lysyl-tRNA aminoacylation.